AUGAACGAUGUAAUACAAGAAAACUCAGAUUACGAAGAUGCAAUGCUUGCAAAGUUACAACACUUUGACGAUAUAAUAACCACACAUAUGGACAAUACAAAUAUUGCAGCCACAGCUUCCCAAAACCAGACACCACCAGAAGUCAAAUUGCCAUCACUCAAUCUCCCAACUUUUUCUGGUACAGAGGAUGAGAGUUGGGACAACUUCUGGAGGAAAUUUGUCGAUUCUGUGGAUUCUAAUGCCAAUGUACCAAGGACGACAAAAUUUACAUAUUUGCAAAGUGUUUUAAAGGAUGAAGCGUUACAGGUGGUCUGUAAUCUGACCUUCAAUGAUAAUGGUUAUGGCAAUGCCGUACAGCUCCUUAAGGAUAAUUAUGCUAAGCCAGAAAGAACUAUCAGACUUCUAACCCAGAAGCUGCUGGACAUUAACCCUCCAACUA
This is a messenger RNA of Procambarus clarkii (red swamp crayfish), 439 nucleotides long. NCBI's taxonomy places the organism in Eukaryota, Metazoa, Arthropoda, Malacostraca, Decapoda, Cambaridae. The record is from RefSeq and is a predicted model, not a curated record.